AUGUAUCGCAGCAUGAAGAGCCUGGCCCUCUUGGGUCUCCUAGGCCCGACCUCCCAGGUCUUUGCCCACCCUGCCACUGGCCACGCCCACAACAUUGGCCGUCGCGGUGUCGAUAUUGAGGCUUUCCGUCUCCCUCAGGUUGGAUCCUACACCAACGCCACGGAGAUAGAGACCACCCCGCCCAUUGCGCUUCUGAAGCGGGAGAGCUACGUCGAAACGGCCACGGAGCUUGUCAAGAAGCUCGCCCCCAAUUCCGAGUUCCGUCUUGUGGGUGACCACUACGUCGGCACCAACGGCAUUGGUCAUGUCAACUUCAAGCAGACUGUUCACGGGCUUGACAUCGACAACGGCGACUUCAACGUCAACAUCGGUAAGGAUGGAAAGGUCUUCUCGUACGGCAACAACUUUUUCAAGGGAGAGGCCCCUGAGGCUAGCCCCUUGAAGAAGCGAGACUUCAAGGACCCCGUUUCCGCCCUCAAGGGUGCCAAGGAUGUCCUCCAGCUCCCCGUGGAGGCUGCUUCCGCUUCCGCUGAGCCCAAGGAGGGCACGGAAGUCUACUCUAUCAAGGGGACUUCUGGUACUGUCUCUGACCCCGAGGCUAGGCUUGUCUACUUCGUCAAGGCCGAUGGCUCUCUCGCCCUCUCGUGGCGUGUCGAGACAGACAUCACCGAGAACUGGCUGCUGACUUACGUCGAUGCUGAGACUGGAACUGACGUCCACGGUGUUGUCGACUAUGUUUCCGACCUGGCCAACUACCGUGUCUACCCCUGGGGUGUUAACGACCCCACCGAGGGCGACCGUGUUUUGGUUACCGACCCCUGGGAUAUCUCUGCUUCUCCCUUGACCUGGCAGAGCGACGGUACCACCAACUACACCACCACCCGCGGCAACAACGGUAUCGCCCAGUCUAACCCCAGCGGCGGCACUGCGUAUCUCAACAACUAUCGCCCUACCAGUGCAGCUCGCAACUUCGACUACCAGUACACCACCAGCUUGACCACUCCAUCUUCUUACAUCGAUGCCUCCAUCGCCCAGCUCUACUACACCGCCAACCACUACCACGACCUUCUGUACACUCUCGGUUUCACCGAGUCGGCCGGUAACUUCCAGAUCAACAACAACGGCAAGGGCGGCGUUGGUAACGACUUUGUCGUUCUCUUUGCCCAGGAUGGCUCCGGAACCAACAACGCCAACUUCCUCACACCCCCUGAUGGCUCCAACGGCCGUAUGCGCAUGUAUCUCUGGACCAUGUCGACACCUCGCCGCGACUGCAGCUUCGAGGCCGGUGUCGUCAUCCACGAGUACACCCACGGUCUGUCCACCCGUCUGACCGGCGGCCCUGCCAACUCCAACUGCCUCAACGCCCUCGAGUCUGGCGGUAUGGGUGAGGGCUGGGGUGACUUCUUCGCCACGGCCAUCCGUCUCAAGCCGACAGACACUCGCGCAACUGACUACUCUAUGGGUGCUUGGGUUUACAACAACCCUGCUGGUAUCCGCUCUGUUCUCUACUCUACCUCCAUGACCACCACUCCCAACACCUACUCCACCAUCAACGGCGUCAGCAGCGUUCACCGCAUUGGUGAAACCUGGGCUACUACCCUCUAUGAGGUUCUCUGGAACCUCAUCGACAAGCAUGGCAAGAACGACGGUCCCCGCCCUGAGUUUGACAGCAACGGAGUCCCCACCGAUGGAAAGUACCUGACUCUCAAGCUCGUCCUUGAUGGCAUGGCUCUGCAGCCCUGCUCUCCCAACUUUAUCCAGGCUCGUGAUGCUAUCCUAGAUGCCGACAAGGCUCUUACUGGAGGUGACAACCUGUGCGAGCUUUGGACUGCCUUUGCCAAGCGAGGUCUUGGAUCAAAUGCCGUCUACAGCUCUUCCAACCGCCGUGACGGCUUCAACGUCCCCGCUGGUGUUUGCUAG
This is a messenger RNA of Colletotrichum graminicola M1.001, 1920 nucleotides long. Its product is annotated as fungalysin metallopeptidase. NCBI's taxonomy places the organism in Eukaryota, Fungi, Ascomycota, Sordariomycetes, Glomerellales, Glomerellaceae. Gene Ontology annotation, molecular function: zinc ion binding; metalloendopeptidase activity. The transcript is spliced from 2 exons. The record is from RefSeq and is a predicted model, not a curated record. The coding region runs from base 1 to 1920 and encodes 639 amino acids.